This is a messenger RNA of Drosophila kikkawai, 3594 nucleotides long. RefSeq names its product Partner of paired (gene Ppa). Gene Ontology annotation, cellular component: cytoplasm. NCBI's taxonomy places the organism in Eukaryota, Metazoa, Arthropoda, Insecta, Diptera, Drosophilidae. Gene Ontology annotation, molecular function: protein binding. The record is from RefSeq and is a predicted model, not a curated record.
GCUAAGUAUCUUUUCAUCUUUCGGAUCGCGCGCAUCGCUCCGCAUCAGUCUCUGCCGCAAAAAGAGACUUGGACUCACUAACUAAGAUUAACUCACAAGCCAAACCGAAGUUAGUGCAGCGCGAGUGAAUCACAGUGAACCAACUACUAACUAGUCUUUGACCACGCGUAAACACGGAAAAUGCAGCUUAUAUAAAGAAUAGCUAAGGAAUAACUAAGCAAAGCAGCCAAGCGAACAGAGAAGUGCUAGAAACUAGAGAAGGACAUGGCCACCAAUACGGAAUUGCUGCCCUUCCAUCACCAGACGACGCUAGCCGUGCUGAACAACCUAAACAACAACCACUGCGGCGGCUCCAACAGCAAUGGAGGCAACGGAGGAGCGGCCACCUCGGCGGGAGGCGGCGCCUCUGUGGGAGGAGCAGGAGCGCCCAGCUGGGCGGCCAUUGACGAACUUUACCAACAGACUGAACUGCCGGUAUUGACGCGAGCGGGUGCAACCGGCACCACGCAUCACCACCUGCUGCGCUUCACGCCCUAUGCCCUGCACCACCGCCCGCCGCCACACCAUCAUCACCAGCUCCAAACCCUUCCGCCAGCCUUGUACCUCCAGCACGCAGCUGCAGCGGCGGCGGCGGCAGCAGCAGCGGCCGCCCACGCGCAGCACCACCAUCAUCACCACCACCACCUACCGCACAGACCCGCUUCGCCGGAGAGUCCACCACCGGCGGAGGGCACACACAUCAGCAACCUCUUCCCGGAGCUGCUCGAGCAAAUCUUUGAGCACCUGCCCGUGAGGGAUUUGGGCCGUGCGGCCCAGGUCUGCACCGCCUGGCGGGAUGCUGCCUACGCUAAGAGCGUGUGGAAGGGUGUGGAGGCCAAGUUGCAUCUGAAGCGUUCCAGCCCGAGUCUAUUCAACUGUUUGGUGAAGCGGGGCAUCAAGAAGGUGCAGAUCCUAUCGCUGCGGCGCUCUCUAAAGGACCUGGUGCUAGGCGUGCCCGCUUUGACCUCCCUCAACCUCAGUGGCUGCUUUAACGUGGCGGACAUGAACCUGGGCCACGCCUUCAGCGUGGAUCUGCCCAACCUGAAGACCCUGGAUCUCUCCCUGUGCAAGCAAAUCACGGACACCAGUCUGGGCCGGAUUGCGCAGCAUUUAAGGAACCUAGAAACGCUGGAGCUGGGCGGCUGCUGUAACAUCACCAACACUGGUCUGCUGCUCAUCGCGUGGGGUCUGAAGAAGCUGAAGCACCUGAACCUGCGAUCCUGCUGGCACAUAAGUGACCAGGGCAUUGGCCACCUGGCAGGAUUCUCCCGGGAAACGGCGGAGGGCAACCUGCAGCUGGAAUACCUUGGAUUGCAGGACUGCCAAAGGUUGAGCGACGAAGCGCUGGGACACAUCGCCCAGGGUCUGACCUCGCUCAAGUCCAUAAACCUGAGCUUCUGCGUCUCGGUGACGGACAGCGGGCUGAAACAUCUGGCCCGAAUGCCCAAGCUGGAGCAGCUCAACCUGCGCUCCUGCGACAACAUCUCCGACAUUGGAAUGGCUUACCUCACGGAGGGCGGCAGCGGGAUCAACUCUCUGGACGUUAGCUUCUGCGACAAGAUCAGCGAUCAGGCGCUCACCCACAUCGCCCAAGGACUCUAUCGGCUGAGAUCCCUCUCACUGAAUCAGUGCCAGAUCACCGAUCAAGGCAUGCUGAAGAUUGCCAAGGCGCUGCACGAGCUGGAGAACCUGAACAUUGGCCAGUGCAGCCGGAUCACGGACAAGGGACUGCAGACGCUCGCCGAGGACCUAACGAACCUCAAGACCAUUGAUCUCUACGGCUGCACGCAGCUCAGCUCCAAGGGCAUCGACAUCAUCAUGAAGCUGCCCAAGCUGCAGAAGCUCAAUCUGGGCCUCUGGCUGGUGAGAUGAUGUGUCCACCACGACUGCAACGCCUGUGCUGAGGAGGAGGCGGCAGCGGCACGCAGUACCAAUAAUUCCCAACCUUAGAUUCCUACAUCGGGACGGAACGGAAGGGGGCGGGACGGGGCGAAGUCGGUCUGAGCAGACAAGAUACACUGAAAACUCAUAGCUUUCGUUUGCCAUACCAAACGCUGUACUACAUUUUUUUAUACGAACAGAGUAGAAACAGGCGGAGAAGCUGAAAACAACGCGGCAACAACAAAAAGCAAACAAUGAAACACACACAAGGCGGAGGAGAGUGGGGGGACAGCGACAGAAAGAGAGAGCGGGAUGGAGACAGACGGCGUCAGACGGAGAGUGAUGCCAUUCUGGCUUUUUUAAUAUCAAAAUUGGGUUUCCUUUAAAACAGGGCGGAAUAUAAGGAAAUAUCUAAAGGAGAGCCAAGCUGAGGUCCUUAUAGUUUAUUUGUAUUACCUGAAAUUCUCUGUUUUCUGAUGCCAAUUUUUGACAAAAACAGAAUCUCUCCCCAUCAUGUAGUAUCCAAGCCCGCUAGAUGUAGCUUUUUCCCGCUAAAAGCCAGGCAACACUGUUCGUGGAGCUUGCUGCGCUGCGUUACGUUGUGUUGUUGUGUAUGCCGCAGGUUCCUAAAGGGGGGUAAGUGUAGGCCAGAGCAAGAGGGGCGACAGCCGCUGGCGUCGGCUUACACGCACGCAGCAGCGAUAAAAAAUAACGAAAAACGAGAGAGAAAAAGAAACAGCAAGCAGCAGCAACAACAACUGCAGCGAUGGCCGACAGCAACAAAGUGCAUGGCGAUGGAGACGCGCGAUAAGCAGCAGGAGGGAGCGAGAGGGAGCUAGGACUGCGAGUAGAGUGGGCAGCGCAUUUAUAUACACAUAUGAGCGUAUGUGUGUGUGUGUGCAAUGCAGGCCGCAGUUAAGCAGAUGCAAAUAAAUUUAAAUAGUUUAUUUUAAUUCACGCUUCGGCUACAAAAGCCAGCGUCCUCCAUUGCCACAGCAACAACAACUACAGCAGCAGCAGCAGAAACAAUAAAACAAAGAGCGGGCGACGAAGGCAGUGUGGGGAGUGGUAGUGGGGAAUUAAAGCUCUUUUGGAGACUUGACUCUCCGCUCUUGUGUUGCCUUUGUUGCUCUUGUCUCUCCUCUCCGUCGCAUAUUUCUUGCUCCCUUUUUCGUUUGUUUGUAUCUUUUUGUUAUUGUCUUUCUCGACGUCUUCUCCGCGUCUCUCGUUCGUUGCGAAUUUGUUUAGUACAGCGUCGUUAGUUAUGCCGUUUAAUUUAGUUGAUUAAAACGUAAACAAAAAGUAAAGGAAUUUAAGCAAAAACAAUGUUAAUAGUAGAUGCGUAAAUGUAAUUCUUAGUUCUUAAACAUUUGUCAAGCCACAAUUAGUCAAAUAACGAAAAACGAGGGGAGAUAACAAACCGUAUUAACACAAGUUAUAUAAAAAAAAAAAAAAAACAAAACAAAAACAUACAAAACAACCUUGUUUAAUAGCAAAAAAACUCAACUACACAUAAACACACACGACAACACACCCACAUACAAACGUUAAAGAAAAUUCUGUAAAUUUUUUAUUGUUUAAUUUAUAAGUAAGCGAAAAAAGCAAAACAAAAAAGCAAGUGGGAAAAAAGCGAGAAGAUAACGAUUGAAAAGAAUAUGCGAAUUAAUUCUUUUU